Messenger RNA from Brassica napus (rape), 560 nucleotides. RefSeq names its product E3 ubiquitin-protein ligase AIP2. The record is from RefSeq and is a predicted model, not a curated record. The transcript has a single exon. Gene Ontology annotation, biological process: ubiquitin-dependent protein catabolic process. Bases 1 to 405 code for a protein of 134 amino acids. Gene Ontology annotation, molecular function: zinc ion binding; ubiquitin protein ligase activity. Lineage: Eukaryota; Viridiplantae; Streptophyta; Magnoliopsida; Brassicales; Brassicaceae.
AUGGCAGAGUUUCAUCUUCCUCCCGAGAUCGAAAACGAAGCAGAGCAAGAGAACGCUACUUUCAUCGACGACGAGUACCUCGACUACAUCCAUUACUUGGCAUCACGAAGCAGCCAUGAAACGGAGACGUUUGGUUCUUACGAUGAAAUCUUCGGCCAAGUGUUGGGGAAUUCAUCUUCCACGCGGCGGCCGGAAACGGCCGAGGAACUUCCGGCGGUGAACUUGACGGCUGAGGAGUUGACGGAGAGGGGUUUGGUGGUUUGUGCCAUCUGUAGAGAGAAGCUAGCUCCUAGUGAGAGACUGUCUGAGCUUCCUUGUCGGCAUUAUUACCACAAAGACUGUAUCUCGAGUUGGUUGACUAAUCGGAACACUUGUCCUCUUUGCCGUCACAAUGUAAGAAACUAGUUGGGCUUUCUUGAAGUUAGUUGGUAAAAUCUGUAACUUACUCAGAAUAUAUUACAAGAAAGAUCGAGUGAAUUGGCUAUAUCCUACCUAUUCAAAUGAAUUUGUUUAGACUAAUCAACUUUGAAAAUAUGGUUAACAAUUUUGUAGAAAAAAGA